GCUAUGUGUGAAGCGAUGUGUAGGGCAUGUGGCGCUCUGUCUCUGGCGGAAGUAGAGCAGUGGGCGGGGCGUGGUGUUAAAUGCCGGGGCCUUGUCAGGCAGGUGGAUGCUGAGCUGAGGAGGAUGGAGGGUUCAGCCACUAAGGGGAUAGAGGUGAAGUCCCGGGCUAAGCAGUAUGAGAAGCUGGAUUUCUUGGGGGAGGGGCAGUUUGCUACAGUCUACAAAGCCAGGGAUAAGAACACAGAUAAGAUUGUUGCAAUAAAAAAGAUUAAGUUGGGUCACCGAGCUGAGGCCAAUGAUGGGAUAAAUCGAACAGCCUUGAGGGAAAUCAAACUUCUUCAAGAAUUAAGUCACCCUAAUAUUAUAGGGCUUUUGGAUGCUUUCGGACAUAAAUCAAACAUAAGUCUGGUAUUUGAUUUCAUGGAAACAGAUUUAGAGGCCAUUAUAAGGGAUACCAGUCUAGUCUUGACUCCAGCGCACAUAAAGUCUUAUGUGCUGAUGACUCUUCAGGGCUUGGAGUAUUUGCAUCAUCUCUGGAUCCUGCAUAGGGAUUUAAAGCCAAACAACUUGUUACUGGAUGAGAAUGGAGUCCUUAAACUGGCUGAUUUUGGUUUGGCCAAAUCAUUUGGAAGUCCAAACAGAGUGUACACCCACCAAGUGGUAACGAGGUGGUAUCGGUCUCCAGAGUUACUAUUUGGUGCCAGAAUGUAUGGUGUGGGUGUUGACAUGUGGGCAGUCGGCUGUAUUUUGGCAGAGUUGCUGCUAAGGGUGCCUUUUCUGCCUGGGGAUUCUGAUUUGGAUCAACUCACAAGGAUAUUUGAGACAUUGGGUACUCCAACAGAAGAUCAAUGGCCUGGCAUGUCUAACCUGCCAGACUACGUUACCUUUAAAAGCUUUCCAGGAACAGCACUAGAUCAGAUAUUCACUGCUGCAGGAGAUGACCUGCUAGAACUCUUACAAGGUUUAUUCACAUACAGCCCCUGUGCACGGUACACAGCCUCACAGGCACUAAAGAAAAAAUAUUUUAGUAACAGACCAGCACCAACACCUGGACAUUUGCUGCCAAGACCAAACUGCUCAGUAGAGGCAUUAAAAGAGCAACAAAAUCUUACCCUGGGCAUUAAGAGGAAGCGAGUGGAAGGUGCAGAACAAAAAGACAUUGUAAAAAAGCUGAACUUUUGACAAGAUUGGAACAUAUCUGCUGUACAUAGAAGUGCUGCUAUGAACAUGAACUCAAGGUGUUAAAGAUCAUUGUAAUAUAUUGUACAUUAAUGUGGUGCUUUUGUUAGUAAACAUAUUUUUGUGAAUAAAUUGGAUUUUUUCCUUUUUAAA
Rana temporaria (common frog) is the source of this 1332-nucleotide messenger RNA. It is a transcript of the gene CDK7, whose product is annotated as cyclin dependent kinase 7. Gene Ontology annotation, molecular function: RNA polymerase II CTD heptapeptide repeat kinase activity; ATP binding; cyclin-dependent protein serine/threonine kinase activity. NCBI's taxonomy places the organism in Eukaryota, Metazoa, Chordata, Amphibia, Anura, Ranidae. The transcript has 12 exons. The coding region runs from base 4 to 1182 and encodes 392 amino acids. Gene Ontology annotation, cellular component: nucleus; cytoplasm; transcription factor TFIIK complex. The record is from RefSeq and is a predicted model, not a curated record. Gene Ontology annotation, biological process: protein phosphorylation; positive regulation of transcription by RNA polymerase II.